AUAUGCAAUACCGAUUACAAUGUAAAGAAUAACAGAGGGAGGUACUAUUAAACUUUGUCGAUUGAAUUAAAGUAAAACAAGAUCAGGGACGCGUUGUAUUGUCUAAACGUCUCGAGGAGCGCGAUACUGAUGACACGGAACGAUCCGUGGUGUCGAAAGAGAGCAUGAACAAAAGGCCGAGGAUGGUAUUCUUUCUUUUUUUUUUUUUUUCCUAUUAAAUAACCGAGCCCACUGCCACAUCAGUCUCCGGAGAUAAGAUUCAUACCGUAAGCGGCUUAACAUUUGUCCACGGUGAAGCAUGCUGGAUAUGGUGGGACGAGGGGCUCCGAAUACAUUUCCACCAUUUCGUUCCAGGCGGUCUACCUCAAUUUCAACGUUGCAUAUUGCAUAGGUGGCUGGGCUGCGAUACGCGCGAAACAUUGUUUAAUACAGUAUACGAAUAACAUAUCCAAUUAUGCAGAAUGCUUCUGUAAAAAUUUAAUUUUCUGCAAACGUAAUUAUAGCUCCGGGAAUGUGCAAACAUAAUUUGUAUUUCGUCCCGUAAAGAGAUUCCUUUCUCAUUACUCUUUCGCGUUUUACGGGAGAGUUUUGCCGCAGCUUUGAACCGAGAGACUUUUCAGUGGCAUAAAUAUGGGAAGGAAAACCCGAGCGCGUGUAAGGCUUAAAAACGUUAAAUGUACGCUCGCGAGGAAUUAAGGAAACCGAGAAUCCGGAAGGGACUCAAAGAAUUCAUUUAGAUGAGAAACCGUACCGCGGUUAAAAUCUGCGCGUCGCAGAGCAACCGAGAGCGAAAUAAGGCCGACUGUAAUAUUUUCAAGUUUUUUUAAGUACGAGAAAUUGAGAAGAGAGAAAACCAAGGUGGUUGGUAAUCCCGGGGAGGAGGAGGGAGGAAAGCGAUUAUGGUGGCAUCGAAGCUCUUUAACGGUCAUUAGCGAGCGCGUGAUGAUCGCGGCGGGUUGGGAUCUGACACGAAUGAAACGCGAUAUUUAAAGUUUCCCCUGGUCGGCUGGGGCAGGAGAGACAGGAGAGUCCGAGGGUCGCGUGCCAUUCAACCCCUGGGCGGAGAGGUACGGUAGAUGACGAUGUCGUGUAAGAAGCGUGAAAUUUGUCCGUGCUUGCGGGAGUCUCGUCGCCGCCGCAUAGGAGACAGGGAGAAGGAAAUAACUGCGCGCGGACGAGAAGGAGACGCGGAAUGUGCGGGAAGAAAAAUUCGGUGAGAGCUGCGCGAGGCGAAGCGCAAAGCCGUAGCGCGGCGCGGUGGAAAAGGCAGAAGGCCUCGAGGAAGGAGGAGGCUGACUGAUCGCCGCCGGAGUAGAGGAGAGAGAGCACGCCUGCGCGGAAUCCCCGGGCGGGCGCGGGCAGUGCCACCGGAGGCCCGGCGGUUUCAGAGCUUCGCCCGGGACGACGAACCGCGGACGAGCCGAGUACGGGAAACCCGGUCGCGUUUCGCAGUCGCGACCGACACCGAGUAUACCGAGUGCGUCCAUACAACGAGGGGCACAACCGCGGGGUAAAAGAAAGGGAGGUGGGGUGGGGUGGCCCAAUUGAACGCAGGCAGCAGACCACUUCGUGACCUUGGUGCGCGCGCGACACUUUGCGCGUCUUCUUCGGGAAUAAUAAAGAAGAGAAUUUGAUCGGCAGUAGUCCCCCCAGUUCCGAGUCGAUGAGAGUCGAUCGGGAGGAGGUAUAGACACGAAGGGGGUGGUGUGUGUAUGGUGAACCCCACGCGCGCGAGACCGCCCACUGAUUAGACCACUGGUACUCUCGGCCUCGUUCCGUCGCCGCUCUUACGUUCGCGCGCGAGACGCUAGAUAUCUAGCUGCGAGAUAAUGUGAUACCACAGUGUUGGAAAAGGAAAGAAGAAGCGAGAGCGCGACCGGGGGGGUCUUUGCAACGAGAGGGUUGCAACGACGGGUAAUGCGGGAGUAUGCGCGAGUCCUGGUAGCACAGGCUGCUACUGCUGGAGGAUGAACGUCGGGACGACGGCGAAGGAUUAUUAAGUGGAGGAACGCCGAAAGAAAGAGGUGCGUCGCGCGGUGUUCCAUGAGAUGUCAGUGGACCCGUCGUCGGGGACAAUUACGCCGUCGUCGUCGUCGUCGCCGUUGUUGUUGUCGUCGUCGUCGUGAUCACCAUGAGGAGGUCCUCCUACGUCAACUACUACGUCCUAUGCCUCGUGUGUUGGAUCCUACUAGGCAUCAGCGGGGUAAGUACGAGAUCUCAUUCGUUGGUGAAGAGAUUCGACGGGAUUUACACGGGGCCUUACUUCGACUCGAACACUCCAACGAAUAUCACAGCGCAGUUGGGCACUCAUGCUUACCUACCGUGCAAAGUGCGGCAGCUUGGUAACAAAUCAGUCUCCUGGAUCAGAAGAAGGGACUCGCAUAUCCUCUCGGUGGAUAGAACCAUGUUCAUCCCGGACGAAAGGUUCCAAGCGAUUUUCGGGGAGGCGGACACGUGGACGCUGCAGGUGAAAUACGUCCAAGCGCGCGACGAAGGCGAGUACGAGUGCCAAAUCUCGACCGACCCGAAGAAGAGUCACAUCAUCAAGCUCAACAUCGUCGUGCCAAAGAUCGAGAUCUUGGGGGACCGUGACAUGUACGUGAAGACCGGAAGUACAGUCGCAAUACGAUGCGUAAUAAAGCAGUCCCUCGAGGGUCCGUUCUACGUCUUCUGGUACCACGAGGGCGAUCGCGUACUAAAUUAUCAGUUGGGCAAGAUCGACAUUCAGACGAAGAGGAUCGAGCAGGACACGGUGAGCAGCCUCGUGAUCCAUAACGCGAGACGAGAGGAUUCGGGUAACUAUACUUGCAGCCCGAGUAACUUGGAUAGCGCGAGCGUGCAGCUGCAUGUGCUGAACGGAGAACACCCCGCGGCGAUACAGAGAGGCAUCAGUUCAGCGCCGGGCGGUUGUCCCACUUUGUGGUGGCUGGCAGGAGUGGUGACACUGUACUCGAGUCACGGCAGCCGCCUGUUCGUCCUCGUUCUUCUGAUCCUUAUGGUUCUCUACUCGAAAAAUCCAUCUUACUUUGCGACCGAACGAUAAUCAGGCAAGACCGCAAGGAUGGUAUACGCGUAUAAUCGAUUAUCUCCUGCUACGAGACCCCGACUACCUCGAGAGAAAAGAUCCUCGACGCUGCAGACUGAUUUUCAGAGAUCAAGGACAAAAAGGGCGAGGAUGAGAGGAUUACGAAGAUAAAGGGUAAUACGAUAAAGAGAAAGAAAGAGAUAGGCGAGAAUAACGAUUCCCCAUGGAGGUAGUAUGUUUUUUCUCCGUAUGCGUGAAGUAAGAGUUAGAGGUUCAUCUCGAUUAUCGAGACAGUGAUCCGGCCGUUAGAAAUUAGGAAUUAGUUAAUUAUAUGAAUUCUUGUUAAAUUGCUACGAGAAACUAUACGUGCUGGAAAACGUGCUAUGAAAUUUUUGACAUUGUCGAAAAUGUAAUUAGGUCGAGCUUGAACAACGGGUAGUCCGUGAAUGUCUUGAAAUUUUUUUCCCAUUAAGAACGCGUGAUAAUUUUAUUUAUCAGAUCCAUUUAUUUAAUUACGACCAUUAAAAGAAUUUUGUCUAAAUGAAAUAGCAUAUCGUUCUUACUAUUAUUGUAUACAAACUAUUGUAGAAGGUAUAUUUUUGCAUUUGCUUGUCAUUUCUAAAGACGCGUUCCACACUUACGUUUUACAUUCGCAGAAUUGUUUCACGUAUUUUCCGUCUGUUUAGCUCGACAAUGUAGAAAAUUACGAAAUCUCAAAAAAGAAGCGCCUGAAAAACGAUCGCGAUCGCGAAAUCUUAUCGCGAGGGCAUUGGGUUUCGUAGCAUCCGUUACAGGAACAAGAAAAACGAUAACGUGACGAGAAACAUGCAGGAGGAAGAGAAACGAUAAUAACAGAGGUGAGAGAAAGUACACAAGAGAGUGAGAAUAAGAAACGUCGAUGUAGAAAAAGAACCGUCACGAGACUAGGAAAAGGCAGAAAAACUUCGUCCGCGCCGCUCGAAUAGAAUUGAAACUUGUUCGAUGAAUUUUUCGAAAUGCGAUGUAAUUAAUUAUAUUCGAUAGCGACCGAUUAUAUAACAAAACGUGUCUAUACUCGACGUCUACCGCGUGAUCUGGGAUCGUCCUGAGACCGAGCGAUCUCGGCUAUCGUCUCUUAGACGAUUCGUCGAUACGCGCCGAAAGUUAUUAGAAUCUUUUUUUCUUUUAAUUUAUCUAUUCCAAGAUCGUAAAAGAACAAGCUUAUCGAAAAAUAUGAGAAAAAUGAGUCAAGGAAAACGUGAAAAAUUUUAAUGUUUCUAAUAACAUAGCGAUAAUAUUAUUCAACCCGAGAAAAGAAUUCAUAUCAUGCAAUGUUUUGCCCAUAUCAAACUCACAGUUACGUUACUCUGAUAUUCCCAGUACCAAGCCAAAUUUGAAACGAGUAGUUGGAAUAAAUCAUUAAAUUUGCACGGAUAAUUUUUACCUGGGAAGCCAUCGAUCGCACAAGCAAAGCAAGACGGGAUAUCGCGAUGGAAAUUAUCACUGCCUCUAUGAAUACUUGACCGUUGUCAAAGGCGACAGGUGUCUCGAGACGAUCCGCGAUGAAAAUUUUGGUAAUUGAAGCGCAUUGAGUAUACACACGUCGAUCAAAAUAUAUCAUACGUCCGCACAUGCACAGGCUGAUUCACCGCGACGCGGGCCGUACAAACAUUUUCCACUGACUGUUCCUUUACGCGUCGUCACGCGAUUUCGGAAAUGUGACGUUCUUUUUUUUUUUGAAAUUCGAAGACCUCUUUACUAGGAACGUAAAGGAAAUUUUGUAUCCUCGUUUGCUCUCGGGGCUACAAAAUUAAAUACUGCCAAUUAAAUAUCGCUCGAUUAAAUACUGCCGAUAAAGCCAUUUUUCAUUUCUUCCUCGAAAAGUUGUCCAAAACGUACGCAUAUCCCACGACCAUUUCUGUUAAACGUUUAUUCCACGAACGUUGAACGACGUUAAAGGAAAAAGAGACAUUUGUUUUGUAUGAAAUAUUUACAUAAACGUACGUAUACGUAAUAUGACACGCGAAAUUUCGUGCGUAUUCUAAAUCCCAGGUGGAUUUCUUUCCCUUAGUCGAAAGUCGUCAAACGACUCGUCGUAACAAUACUUUCGAUACUUUUUGAUAACGUAUUUUUCCACGGCGAUCUUGGCCCGCGGCGUGCCGCCUCUGAGCAUGAUCGGUUGUAUAAUUUAGCGGAUGAGCGUACAGCUUUCCGGUGGGCGCCCGCGCGUCCCCCGUGAAUUUGCUUUCUUCUCGCAAAUACUAGAAGGGAGGGGAGGGAAUACUGUUUUUUAUAAUAUUAUAUAUAUAUAAAUAUAUAUAUAAAUAUAUAUAUAUAUACAAACGAACAGAAAUAUAUAUAUGUAUAUGUGUAUGCGCGCAAAUACGUUGCACAUGGGUGUUGAAUAUUGAACAAGUUUCAGCUCGCACGAACGAGGGGCGCAUACAAACAAGCGAUUAGAGAUGUGUAUGUACGUUCUCGCUAAAAAGAUUCUUGUUGGAAAGCAAAAAUGUUGGAGAGAUACGAGGAGAAAAGAAUGAAGGAGGAAAAGAAGAGAAAAGGCGUAGGGGAAGGGAGAAACGGAGGAAAAUAUACCGUAGGACACGAGGACAGCGGCAGGAGACGAACGAUUCGUUAGAAUAUCUACGAUUCAUGUGAUUGUAAAUAACGUAACAUAGCGUAUAAAUAACGUAACGUUAAUUAAUGAUAUGCCGUACGUGUUACGCUAAAGAAACAAGAAAAAAAAAUAAACUAAAUAACGUUACUGUGUAAUUUUUCGGAUCGUAAAAUGCGCAUUGGAAAUGGGUCUGGCCGCCCGUGCUAACCGGCUCGGAAAUCGUGCACGGUAUCGGGAGGCAAGAAAGGGAAGGGAGGGAAUUUCUUAGAGGAUGAGAACAAGAGAGAUGCUGCGUACAUACAUAGGUAUACGAUGUUCCAAGAAAUCGAAAUCGUCCGACGUUUUGAUUUCCGUUUCGAUGAACAUUUAUCGCGGGGAUGCACGACCGCCUCGGAAAGAUUCUUAAUCGCUGCGGAUCGCAGGCGAGCUUAUCGUGGAGGAGAAAGCGGAAGCGGAGUAGUACAUACAUGCCAUGAUGCCAGGCACCGACGCACACGCUUUUCCGCGGCGCCGCGCGUCGGGGCGUCCGAGUUUUGGGGAGGAAAACGGAGCGCGCACGUUUCCCCGUGAUGAGCGCGCGCUCGCGUGGAUAGCACGGGCCGGCCACACACGCGACUAGAUGUAAUAAUACUAAUUAACGCCUAGCAGUAAGCGAACUAACGGAUAUAAAAGUACAGAUAUAUCGUCGGACGUAAUAGCCAGGCGGGGCGAAUGUGCGAGCGGCUGUGUGCGCGAGUGCGAUCGCGCGAGUUGGUGCUUUAAGCCGCGUGUGAGUCUGUUUUGCGCGAGAAGAAUGAAGAACAGCGCGAAAGGGAAUGAGAGAGAAAGAGAGAGAGAGAGAGAGAGAGAGAGAGAGAGAAAAUAUAAGCUAUGCACGCAUACGUAGACACAGACAUACAAAACACAGCAUACAAGCGACACAUACAUACACGUGUACUGAGAAAAGUUCGUUGGACUGACGUUUACUGAGACGUUGGUCGAAUGACGCAUUCGAAAAAAAAAGGUCGACCGGGGACGUAGUUAUCUUCUUUAUAUCGUUCUGCUGCCGCCUUUCCUUCUUCCCGCGCUUCGCGAGGCUGCUUCUGAAGCAACGAUGGAAAGGGCUGAAAAAAAACGCAGUCCUGCGAGGCCCCUUCUCUCUCUCUUUUUUUUUUUUUAAUCGCGGGUCUCCCCCUCGCGAGGUGGAAGAAGGAACAUCGCGUUCGUCCCCGUCGACCUUUUGCUUCGCCGCGCGAAAAAGGGCAAGUAAUUUAAAAAGAGAAGAAGAUGUAGCAGGAGAGAGACGGCGGAACGGCGAAAAAUCCAGUCGAGAAACGUCGUCUUACGAUCUAAUUCUAACGUCGUAGAACAACAUUAAAAUUUUUGUACCAAAAUCUAUCUUGUAGUCCCCGAGUGUCCGCAUACUCCCUCAGUUUUCCGUUUCGACGUUGCCGACCGCGGGCUUACCCUGUAUAUUUAAUCUUUAAUUUUUAUUUUUGUCGAAACACGUCGCGGGGGAAACGGGGCGAGUAAAACUUGCCGAAAAACCUAUCCUCUCGCAAGUUCCUCGUGAAUUCCGCUGUUAGCUAAGAACCCGGUUCCCGGUUGCCGUCAGCACGAUCGCACGCGCUCUCCUAUCCGCGCUUUAAAAAUAAAUCAACCCUCUCGCGUGCCACUGCUUCGCGUUUCGUAAGGCAAGCCCGUGAAGUGGAGCGCGAGAACGAUACGAUUACUAAUCGCGGUCUGGGUGGGAGACCUUUAAAGAACCUUUCAUCAAAAUCAUGAUGUAACGAGCGAUCGACCUGAUCUUGCGCCCAUGCAUCCAAACGCGCGCGCACGCCGAUUCCCGAGAGUCGCGGUUGCGAAUCCCGAGAACACUUUGUUUCUCUGAGAGUGAUAUAGUAUGUUUAUGACCGUCCUGACAAGUACGUCGAUGUGCUCUUACGUGUAGAUAACGCAAGUUAGGUGUUCCUUUCGAGAUAGGCUAUAUGCGAGAGAUAUAUACAGGCGAUACGACGCUGCCGCCGUCGCCGCCGCCGCCGCCGCCGCCGCCGUCGUCGUCGUCGUCGUCGUCGUCGUCGUCGUUGUCAUCGGAGGGAUGAAAGACGAGUGAGAUGCUGUGACCCAGAAAUAGAUUUCUAUCAGGUCGCGGAGAUUCCAAUUCCGACGUGAUUCAUCCGCGUUGCCGCGCCGUCGAACAGUCUCGAAAAAUUCUUUGUCAAGACGAGAAAACAUUUCAGAAAUCGAUCACGCAAUUGUGUGUGUGUGUGUGUGUGUGUGUGUGUGUGUGUGAUAGAGAGAGAAAAAGACAGAUUGAGAACAAGUCAGUAGAAAAGGAUUUCGAGACGAGCGGCAAAUCAAAUGUUCUCGAGAAACUUUUUAGACGUCGAAGACUGUAAGACGGUAUUAGUCCCGCGCGCGGAGAAUGUGCAUUAUUUUUUUUGUAAUUUUAACCCUCUACCGCUUUUAUCUCCCACUGUGAGAGCGAACAGCCUGUCACGAAGGCAACAAAUUUUCAAACAUUCGUCACUAAUCACAAACGCACAAAUAGAGUUUUUUGAGAUCGCAGAUCUUUUUGUAGAAAUGUGUUCGGGUUCACUUCUCCUUGUCCGUGCAUUUUAUUACUUUUUCCUCGGCUGUAGAGGGUUAGAAGAGCAAAUUCUCCUCCCCCUCCCCUCCAUUGGGAGAGGCCAUUUUGUCGUCGAUCGGCACCCUCGGGACGGCGGAUAUCUCGUUAAUUACGCGGAUCAACGAUGACAUUCGCGAAAAAUGCAUCGUGCAAUCACGCGAUUGUUGCACGCGAGCAUUGAAGCUCCCGAACGUACGACUCGAGAGACUCGAUGAAUUAUCGCGAAUUAUAUUAUUAAAUUAUCGAAUAGCGGCUUAUUACGUUCGGUUCCUCAGCGAGAUACUUACUCGGGUAAUUUACAUCGUAUUGUCGGCCGGACGCGUGCGUUCGACACCGUAAAUCGAUCAGGAGCUUCGACAAGUCCAUUGCGAACGACCGAGUUCGACAACGUCCUAUUAACGUUGAAAGCGAGAUCCUACGUUUGCGGGCGUUUUGUUGUGACGGCACGCGACAGAUCACACUAUAGUAAGGCAUCUAAUUAAUCAUUAACGCAACACGUCUGCCGAUUCGAACGUUCGACGAAGGUAAAUUACGGGCUGCUGCCCGUCGCCGUAAAGGGUGGAGACCUUUACGGGAAAAAAAAGGAGAAAGCAAAAGCGAAAUUUGUCGAGCGCGCGGAUAAGCGGACGACAUCGAUUUAAAAAUAAGUGUAAGUUAAAAGAAAAUUAAACAGCAAGACACUCUGGUGAAAAAUUCCUCGAGGCAAGCCUCGUCUCGUGGAUUCGCGUCUGUACACCUUAAGCGCUUUAGGUUUAUAACGAGGGGAAAAUAGACUUUAACGAAUCUACGAGAUGAUGCCGAGGAAAGCGAAGAAUGUUAGAGCGAAUGUGGGAGGAUAAGCGGAGCGGAAGUUUAAAAUAUGCGCGUGAGAUGCACGAGCGAAAGAACAAGAGUGAGAGAGAGGGAGAGAAAGGGAGAUAAUAAAUCAAUGUUAAACCCAUUAUUACCGGACUCGCAAUUUCGGCUGAAAAAUCUUCGUUGACCGCCGUUUCUACGCAUAAGUUUAGUCUCGUUUUUUCGAAUGGCUGGACGGCGGAACACGCCCUUUCGACGUCCGAUCGCGACUGCACGAUACAAUUUACGAAAUUUCGGAUGAACGUCAACAGAAAUUUAUUCAUUAUUUACAUCGAAAGCACGAGUUCGAUCUUUUAUCAGCGGACAGACGCGCAAACGCGAUCGACGUCAAACGGAGCCCCCCGUCCACGCGUCAUGGGAGUACUCAUUACAUACCAGUUUCCGUUUUUCAUCUAUUGUGGCGAGAAACGGGACGAAGAGAGCAGUCCCGUUCUAUGUGUGUAAGAACCAUAAAAGCUUAAUAAAAGAAAAAAAAA
Messenger RNA from Monomorium pharaonis (pharaoh ant), 9560 nucleotides. RefSeq names its product neurotrimin. The transcript is spliced from 5 exons. Gene Ontology annotation, biological process: synapse organization. The record is from RefSeq and is a predicted model, not a curated record. Gene Ontology annotation, cellular component: neuron projection membrane. Bases 2132 to 3043 code for a protein of 303 amino acids. NCBI's taxonomy places the organism in Eukaryota, Metazoa, Arthropoda, Insecta, Hymenoptera, Formicidae.